AUGAUGAAAAGUAUUGAUAACGAAAAGUUGGAAAAAUCACACCGUAGUGUUUGGUUUAAAACAGGGCAACUGAUCGUAGUGCUUUCAAUUCUCCUCAUUCCAUAUAUCUUCCAUACAAAUGGACGUAUAACAGUAUCAAGUUUUUUAGACACUGUAACUCAGCUUAAAGCGCAAUCGAAGGGUAAUAUGAGUAAGAAUAUAGGGAUACGUUCAAUACUAAAACGAUUUGUAGCUAUUGAACAGGAAGAAGGUGUAGGAGCCCGAGUAAGAAGAUCAAUCGGCUCUCUAAAGGUUAGAAGAUUUUCGCCAUUCUUGAUGCUCGAUCAUUUCACAGUGAAUGCACCCGCGGGCUUUCCUGAUCACCCUCAUCAUGGACAAGAAACUAUCACAUAUGUUCUUGGCGGUAUGAUUGCUCAUGAAGAUUUUUCGGGUUCUAAAGGUGUACUAUAUCCGGGCGAUCUGCAAUUCAUGACGGCAGGUAAAGGUAUUGUUCAUUCCGAAAUUCCAGUUAAGAUGGAUAGUGGUGAACCGGCCGUCGGUUUACAAUUAUGGGUCGACUUACCUAGCAAACUUAAAAACGUAGAGCCAAGAUAUCGGGAUCUAAGAUCGGCAAAAAUACCAAUUGUACAGCCAUCUGAAAACCUAAAGGUGCGUGUCAUUAGUGGAGAAUCGUACGGUGUAAAGUCAUUAAGGGAUCUGGCUUAUACACCAGUUCAUUUCUACCAUUUUUCAAUAUCUAAAAAAGGUGUCAAAUUCGCUCAACGUUUUCCAGAUAGCUUCAAUGUGUUUCUGUAUAUCACAAAAGGCUCGAUUGAGAUUGCUGGCGAAAUUUGUCCAACAUUCUCCGCUAUUUUCUUUAAUUGUGAUGGUAGUGCUGUUGAAGGAAUAUCUGCAAGUGAGGAUGUCGAAUUUGCUUUGAUUGGUGGUGAAAUUUUGCAUCAAGAGGUUGUUCAACAUGGCCCAUUUGUUGAGACAGACAACGAAAAAUUGCAAGAGGUAUUCCGUAACUAUCAAUAUGGUAUCAAUGGAUUUGAAAGAGCUCACAAUUGGAGAUCUUCCAUUGCAAAUGGUGUCGAUGAAAGCGAGGCUAGAAUAAUUAACGGAUGA
Messenger RNA from Zygotorulaspora mrakii, 1107 nucleotides. RefSeq names its product pirin family protein. The transcript has a single exon. Lineage: Eukaryota; Fungi; Ascomycota; Saccharomycetes; Saccharomycetales; Saccharomycetaceae. The record is from RefSeq and is a predicted model, not a curated record. The coding region runs from base 1 to 1107 and encodes 368 amino acids.